Messenger RNA from Ectocarpus siliculosus, 587 nucleotides. NCBI's taxonomy places the organism in Eukaryota, Phaeophyceae, Ectocarpales, Ectocarpaceae. The record is from the annotation of a GenBank genome assembly.
AUGGUGGAGGAGGUACAUCAGGGGAAUAGAUCCAUCCCACCGGCGGUAUGUACGCGUGUGGGACUAGGCCUUUGGAGACACCGCCGGCACUAUCAGCCGUCCGGUGGGUGGUUGGUUGAGGUGGGGAGGCUUACCUGCAUGUCUCUCACCACCACCAUGUUGACGGUUGAAAGUUGCGGUUCGUGAUAGUCUUGUUGCGGUUGGCGAUAGUUUUGUGUUGGAUGUGGGAGAGGUGUAGUGGAAUGGGUUGGAUCCGGCUGACGGUGACUCAAGUGUUUUCUGUUUUUCCUGCUGUGGUUCAAAAAGCUGGUCCCUUUGGCCAUUAUUCUUUCGUCUCUUUUUUGUUCGGUCACGAGGCCUGCUUUUGCUUUUUCGCGUGGACGCGUGGCUUGCUCCGUGGGCGACAUAACGAUAUUCAGCACGGGUUCGCAGGGUUUUCGUGGGAGAGUAUCGUUAGUAGUACAGACUAAUGUGUGAGGUUCCGCCUGUGAUCCUGUUGUUUGCUGAUCUGUAGCGAACUUAUGAAGUGAUCGCACGGUCUCAGGUUAUGAGACACGUCCGCUACGUACACAUGCGAACACACAGAU